ACCAGGAUACAUGCAGGCCGGGAGAGAGAUCCAUGGCCAGAGAGCCCCAAAUCCUGCGAGCCCCAGAGAGGCAGUGCCUUCCCAACCCUAAAAUCCGAAGGAGAUAAAGAAACUCCAAGAAAACAGAGAGCCCUCCCAAGUUCACCACUCCUCCUUCUCUCUCUCUCUCUCUCUCGAUAAAAUUUCCCUUCCAAUUCCCCUAGAGCAGGAUAAAACCACCGUGGGAACCCCUCGCCUCCCCUCUUAUUUCCCUCCAUCCCCGAGAGGAACGCCAACCGCCGCUCCCCUCUAAACCCAACUGUAGCAAAAGAAAAACGGACAUCGAGAGAAGCAUAAAAAGAAGAGAUUGAGAUAGAGAUUUAUUAGAAUUAGAGGAGGAAGAGAAGGCAUAUAGAAAGAGAUAAGAAGAGAAGAAUCCGAGAAAGAGUGGAACUCUCCAUUCCCUCCGCCGCAAGUCUCUCUUCGCUCUAUAAUACCAUCGCAUCCCAUCUAAAUUCUAAUCCCUCCUUCCCUUCUAUUGAAGCACGGGUCUUAUUGCAAACGUGAAACCCCCCCGCCGGAAUCGAAGCGAGGGUUAGGGUUUCUCCAACCACCUUCUCUCUUCGCCUCUACUUCGACUCGACCAUUGCUCCCUCCCUAGGGUUUCUCCAAAAGUCGCUGGGUUUUUUCUCGACUCUCGGUCGCUGGUUGCUCUGAUCCUAGGGUUUCAUUUCGGCUCCAAUCUUCCCUGAAUGACCCCUUGGAUGGGAUUAGGGUUCUUAUUCUCUCUUCCUGUUCUUCUUCACUCUUCCCAUCUUCUUUGGUUCGAUUUCUGAACGAUUUUUUCUUUUCGUUCGUUCUCUCUAUCUUUUGUGGGGAUGAGGGUCUUUUGAGGGCGUCCGUAGCUUUUUUUCCUCCCCACGAAUUAGGGCUCAUUUUUGUGAUGACGAUACUUUGAUUGAUUGGAUUUCUUGGUGUGAAACGCGGGCGUGUCUGAUUCGUUCGGGUGCCAGUUGGAGAUGGACACUUGUCUUCUGCUGCAUUCUUGAAGCCGUCCGAGGGAUUUGGAUUUUGGGCGCUGAGAGAAAUCUCUUGCUUUUUUUUUUUAAGGCGUGUGUGUGUGGAAGAAUACAACGGCGGGGGUGGCUUCGGUGUCCCAAGUGGAUGCCGGGUCCUGGCCUCCAUUGGCCCAGCUGGGGCUCGUCCUUCCUCCAAGGCUGAGUAGGGUUUUGAGCGGCUUCUGGUGUUGUACAUGCACGAUGAUUAGAAUUUAGUUUGGAGGUUGGAUUAUGGAAGGUGGAGGGUAGAUUGACAGUGUGCAGAUAUAGCAAAUUUUAAUGGUCAGAUGAUGGUCUGUAUUCGUUAUGGAGCGAGGUGAGCCGACAUUUGUUCCCGAGUGGUAUAAAAGUUCUACAAGCAGUGCAAGUGGAAGUAGCAGUGCAAACCACCAUUCUGGAUCUUCAUCGCAUUUGGAUGAACACAGAGUUGGACAUGCCUCAAGAAACAGAUUGUUGUUGAGUGUGAGUGAGCAUGAUGCUCCUCGAUCUUCUGUACUUCUGGAUAGAAGCUCAUUGUCUUUUCGCAGGAGUGCAAGCAGUAAUGGGUCCAUGAGCCAUGAUAAGGAUAGCCCUUUGCACUCACGCACUUAUGGUAGUUUUGGUAGGUGCCAUCGUGAUAGGGAUCGGGAGAAGGAUAUCGACCUUCGUGACAGAGAUAGGUCCCAUUUGGCGGACAACGGGUUCUGUGAUUAUUCUGAUUCAUUCAUGGGAAGUAGGUCUGGGAAAGACACUCUGAGGCGCUCCCACUCUAUGGUAUCAGGAAAACAAGUUGAGUCUUUGCCUAGAAGACUGGGGAAUGAUUUGAAAAAUGGUAUAUUAUCUGGGGCGAGUAUUAUCAGUGGCAUCAGUAAAACUUCUUUUGAGAGAGACUUUCCAUCUCUUGGGGCUGAAGAAAAGCCAGGGCCUCCAGAAAUAGGCAGGGUGUCUUCUCCUGGUCUUAGCUCUGCCAUUCAAAACCUUCCCAAAGGGAUUGGUGGUAAUGGUUGGACCUCAGCUCUGGUAGACAUUCCCAUGAAAGUUGGAGGCAAUGGACCAGUGCCUUCUUCCACUUCACAGACUUCUGCAACUCCGGGAUCUAAUGCUUCGAGCAGUAGUACAGGGUUAAACAUGGCUGAGACACUGGCUCAGGCACCUUCACGAUUAUCCGUUGACACCCAGAGGAUUGAGGAACGGACUCGUAUACAAUACAGCAAGCUGAUACCUGUGACUCCUUCAACGACUAAAAGCUUGGCUCUCAGCUCUUCAGAGAAGUCAAAAACCAAAGGAGUGAGAAGCGGAGAUCUCAGUGGUGCUUCCAAAGUUGGGCAGCAGUCAUCUCAAUUUGUCAAUCUCACCCUCCGUGCACCUGCUAGAACAGAUACCCAAAAGGUAUCUCAGGUUGGGAAUUUCCAAGUCCUCAACCGUGAGAGAAAUGGCAUAUCUCCUACUGCCAAAGAUGCCCCAAGUCUAAUGAAUCCCAGCAGAGUUGCAACCCCACUCAGCGGUGUUCAGACAACUUCAAUUCCUGCACCCAAGAGCCCUGUUAAACCGAAGCUAAAAGCAGACAGCAAGGCCGGUUCUCCAUCUUCUACUCACAGUUCCUUUGGGGAAAAAAGGCCUACUUCUCAGGCUCAGAAUCGUAAUGAUUUCUUCAAUUUCAUUCGGAAGAAAACACCUGCGAACCAUUCAGCUGAUCUUCCUGAGCCAAGCUGUGUUGCAUCAUCCUGUUCGGCAAAGUUGGGUGAGCAGAUCACAGGCACUUCCACUUCUGUUAAUAAAGAACAGGGCAGUUCUGCAUCUUGUUUUGAUUCGGAGCGCCCGGUGGAGAAUGGGGAUGGUGUGACUGAAUGUGGUGGCGAUGCUUGUGAAUUGCCUAGCAGGGCUCAUCCUGACAAUGACGAGAGAAGUUCAUCUUCAGUCCCUGUUGUCCCAGAUUCUGGUCCUGGCAAUGUAGGAGAGAGUUCUUCAGGCCCUGUUCUUGCCCCAGUAUUUGCACCUGACAAUGUUGAUGAUUGUCCAUCUUCAGACCCUCUUGUUGUACCAAGCGAGGAAGAAUUAGACUUACUGCGACGACUUGGAUGGGAUGAAAAUGCGGAGGGAGAUGCUCUAACACCUGAGGAGAUUAAUGAUUUUGUCCGUCAGCAUGAGGCUCGGAUAACAUCUUUAAGGACAGGCCAGCGUGAGAUUCGGCCAUUGAGGAUGGUGCUUCCUGAUACUGGUCAGAGUGGUGUAGCUGGCAAUCGUCUCGAUUGAACUCAUUUGAGAGGCGGAAGUGCGAUUUUGCUGAACAACCACCGCUUCCAUAUCUGAGAGGGCUCUUGUUUUUGCAGUCAAGAGGUUUUUUGAUUGACAUCAGGAGGAUUUGGAGUGCCGGGAAGAGUGUUCAUGGAAAUCUGCAAGGUUGAAAGAAAAGGAAGCUGUUUUUUCCCCUCUUGCUUCGAAAAAGAGAUGUGACAUGCGAAAUAAGAUGCAUUGCUACAAUCCUCAAACUCAUCGUGCUGUCCUGCCAUACUCUUGAGUGCUUUCUCAUUGAAGCCUUCUCCCUUUCGAUUUUGUUGGAUCAAUUGGGGGUUUAACAGGAAGGUAGAUAGGGUUACCAGGGUACAAAAAAAUUGCACAGUCCGGAAAGUUCAGAGCUUUUUUUGACCUUUUUGUCUUUUGUUUUAUUUUCUAUACUUUUUGCUAAUAUUCAAAGGAAGAUUGUGGUGCUUAGUCAUUGCAAGGAAAAACGAUCAUUUUUAUUGACCUGGAUCCGCUUUUACAUGAAGGAAUGCGGCAGAGGUGUUUAUUGUAUCUGGAUGCACCGAAACGAAGCUCGUUAGUACGAAACGGUCGAUUAUCUCUCUUUGUUGUGUUGGUAGGGAAACAAAGGGCCCAGGCUUCAGGCCCUUUUGCUAGAGCUUCUACCGUGGACUAUACCUGUCUUUAUGUGGCUGUUGUGAACAGCUACAGCUUUGUAAUGGGCUUUGAACCCUUGAAUGAUUGCAAACUACUAUUGCUUUGAGAGGGGUGAGUGACAAAAUUGCGAGCCAUGUCGAAUGUGGAUGUCUUGGAAAGAAAAAAGAAGAAAAAUAUGUUCUGUAAAAGUUCCAUGUGGCUGAGAAAAAUUGGGCAUUCUUGUAAGUUAUAGGUUGUGCCGAACCAUUGCAGAAAUCCUUUUUAGAAACUGUAUUUGAGGGGCAUGCCUGUAUGCUUGUAUCCCGAACCAAACUUCCGGUAACUUCUCUUUUUAACGGUUA
Molecule: messenger RNA, 4255 nt
Organism: Phoenix dactylifera (date palm)
Lineage: Eukaryota; Viridiplantae; Streptophyta; Magnoliopsida; Arecales; Arecaceae
Source: RefSeq, a predicted model, not a curated record